AUGUUUAAUGAGUGUCUCGGGAAAUCAGAUGAAAAGCUUCUCAUCCUUACAUCCUUAAUUUUUCCGUCUGAAAAUCAUUUUCGACAAAGUAUCCCAUCACAAUAUCAAAAACCUCAAAGUUCGUCAAAAAUACUUCGCUGCGCGUCGUAUUCAUCUUUCUUCUCAUGGUCUGAUCUUGCGAUCAAGCGAUCUGUGCCUCAUGACUUGAAAGUAAGAAACUUUUGGGACACUUCUUUAACUGCUUUUCCCAUGGGCCUUCCCAAAGUACACGUAUCAGGCAAAAAUCCAUCUUCGGGUAAUUCCUGGAAGCACUCGCUUGCUCUAUACACUCCGGCUAGUACUCAGGCUACCACUGAUGUAGAUACUUCUCUGUCGGGGUACUAUAUCAGAUCUGGCCCGUUUCUUGAAAGUUCCUGUAAGUUUUCGCGCCCGGAAAGCUGUUUUGUGUGUGCUUUUUUUUUUUUAAUGCAUUCAAGAUCAAAGUUUCAAUAAUUUUGAAAAUAAUGCGAUGAAACUAUCAUUUAACAAAGCAAAGCUGAUUCGAUUCGCUCUGGUUUGUGGGCUAGCAACUGUGCUACCUAUUCAACAGGUUUGGAUUUUAAAGUUUGUCUUAGGGCUCGAACAGUUUCCGCGCCUUUCGAGAAACGGGCCCUUGGGGUCAAUUUAAUAAAACUUGUACAAGUGUUAUUUACAAGUACGUGUAGCUGUUCUUUUCAGACUCUAAAACAACGGCUACACUUGUAAAUUACACUUGUAAAAAUCUAGUUAAAUUGACCCCUGGACUGUAAAUACACCAGACAACCUUUUGCUUUCAGUUUAACUCCUAAAUGAAAGAAAAUAAGGUACAGACCUAAUACUCUCUUGGUGACAGACCUAAAUGUUCUAGCAGCAUAAAGCUCACCAUCAACUUUAGAGCGAAAGGAUUGUUUGAAUUCCUCUUCUAAAAUUUAUGUUAAAGCGACGCAGCUGAGAAUUUUCCAUCUUUUAAUUAAACUCAAGAUUGCGUCAUGCCUAUAUCGUUCGCCAAGACUCAAUUCAUAAUAGACAUUAGUCGGCUUACAUUUUCUUUACUUGUUGCUGAAUCCUUAACUUAGAUGUCUUUAGGAAACUCCUUCAAACUUAAUCUGUAUAUUGUAGACCAAGAAAGAAAUGUAUAAUGUUUUCACGACUUACUAUACUUGCUUACUAUAGUUUGAACAACACUGACUUCACCAUCCACCUGCAUUUUUAACGUCGUCUUGAGAGAACAGAUCAAGCUUCUUUGAUUCCAUAGAAAGGUUGAAAAUAAAUGGUCCUUCAGAAAACUGUCCUCGGCUCACUCAAUAGACGUCCCUGUGUUUGUUUACCAAGACAUUUUGAACUCUGUUAUCCCAGAAAUGAACAGUUUUGAAAAGAAAAAAUGUACGCAGCUAUUGUGUUCAUAACAGAAAACUUUCACAAAAGUAUAUUUUGCCUUCUGUGUAGUGUACUUGACUUCUGUCGUUGCCAAGCGUCGACUGAAAAAGUAACGUCUGGAAAAAUCCUUAAGAUUUUUGGAGAAGAAGUAUUUUGUCGAAAGACCAUGCAUUUUAUCAGGGACUAGCUGCCGUAAAAAAACCUGCAGUAGGCUUUUGUUAAGAGCACUAGAAGGGUACAGAAAAACGUACGCCUCGGAACAAAAGUUAGUGUACUUGAUGCUAUUGAUUACAGAAAUGCUUUCAAUUAACUGGUUAGGAAUUUCGGUCGCUACGAACGAACGAAUUGCGUCGAUAACACAUUGAUAAAUACCGAUGGAUUUGAAAUCAUGUAUGGUCUUAAUCUAACCAGUGUAUAUUGUUAUUUGGAGUCGAGAUGUUCAAUAAAUUCCUAGUAGCACUUCGUUGCCGUGGCUCUGAUGCAUUGCAGAUUGAAUUAAACGAGCAGGUUUGAAAAAGGAAAAAGGCGAAUGUGCAGAUCGCAAUUCUGUUAUUUACAGCAAAAUAACAAUAAUUGUAAAAUGAACUAAAUAAGUGUAACACCUAAAAAUUCAUCAUUCUUUAAGGUGGUUGAAGAGAAUUGCUUUAUCUCUCUACUGUGCAUGUUAACAUAUCUUUAUCACGAGGAGAUAUGAAGCUAAUAAGCUUUUAAAGGAAAUAGUGCGCAGACCAUCUGAGGAAAAUGCCCGGAAGUUGUCAGUAGAAAUUGAUUGUUUUCGUCGAUUUUCAUAUCACGUGACAUCAGCGCGCGUUUAAGUGCUGAGCAUGCGUACUUAGAGUGCAAUACGAGAACACUUAAAGACUUUUGUUCUUUGAUCAAAAAUAAAACACAAACAGCGGCGAUAAAAAUUGUGAGUUUUUGCAUUUUAUAAACUUGACGUUUCGUAUGCUAUUCAACGUACAUUGUCAAAAGUGAUCUUAAGUGACCGUUGAAAGAAAAUGUCAAGGGACAAAAAUUACAGGGGGUUUGGAAAUGAGAUUAAGAAUUAAGCGACAACUAAAAAGCAUCAGCUUUUCGUUGCUGAUGUUGACAUUAAAAUCUGGCUUAAGGUCUUGUAUGAACAACUGAUGUUUCCUUUAUCUUACAAUUUUCUGUUUUUCCAGAUGCUAAGAUUUCAAAGUGAUCCCAUUUAAUGUUAUGUCCGGUUGCAGUGAUAUGGUCAGCAAUAGCUGAAGAUUGAUCUCAUUUUGUUAUGGACUUGAAGUGUUCAGUCUUCCCAUCAUGGAGCCGUCGCUUAGUUUUACCUAUGUAAAAAUCAUCAUAAGCAAUGCAAAUAAUGGAUCAUAUAUUAAAAUCUUCAGUUAAAUAUUGACGAAAUUUGACAGAAAUCCUUUGUCGAAACGCACUUCAGUCAAUAUAAAAGCCUCAAAAUAAAUAUGGAACACAGCAGCUUUGUGACAGGAUCACGUUUCUCAUGAAAGAUAUUUUAUCAAAAAAUUUCAAAUACUGUUAAAAUAUAAAAAAUGAUCGUGAGGGCUACUAAUUGUAAGCUGUAGGCAAACUCAUAAGAUGGAUUUUGCGUAAACCUAAUAAAUUCAAUUUUUUUUUUUUCAAUCAUCCAUGUUGCCCAAAUCUCACUUUUAACCUAAUAAAUGUUAAUUGCCUUAUAAACAUAUAUUGCUUGCGAUUUAUACUUGCAACCAGUCUUCAAUAACAUCCCAAUGAAUGGUAACGAGCCAGAGCAUAGAAAAUACGAUAAUUAAGUUUCAUUUUGUUUAUUUGUUUUUCCUGUUGUUAAAUUAGAAAAUCCAAUGUAGCGAUCUCUUCAGUGGUUUAGUUUUCCUGGUGGCCAGUUAAUGUUCUAGUCCAAUAACCGUCGCUGGAACCUGUUGUUUAGUUCACUCUACCAGAAACAGUACUAGUACUUAAGAUCAUGUCUGUAAUUAUCUUUGAGUUGUGACUGUAACGAACACGAGGCUUUUGUUAGGAUGUUUCCACCUGUGUACAUUUCGAAGUAAAACAUCCUUUCACAUGAUGCCACGUGCAUAGUGGCCAUGUUGGUGUAAAACCGAUAAAGCGGCAGCUCUAUUGAUGUAACAAAAAAAUCCUGUGGGAAUUGAACUGAAAAUUUUGCCCUAGGUGAGAAGUAAGUGUUAAUGUUUGCUCAGGGAAGGGAUAGGUGGGCAGUUUCCCAGAAGGGUACAAUGAUCCUAAAACAGUACAUAGCUGCUGACCACGUUAGUGAAAAUGAUCUAUUAAUUUAUCAAGGAUGAAUUCCGUUCUUUCCAAUCACCGAGCGCCGUUCUGCUGAGCGAGAGAGGUCGCGCGGGUGCAAACCUCGGCUGGACCAACAUUCAGGGUCUUAAAAUAACCGAGGAGAAAGUGUUGCCUUUGUAAUGACAUUUGCAACGGUUAGAUUUUCGAGUCUUCUCGGAUAAGAACGAAAAAGCGUAGGUCCCGUCUCCCAGCACUUUCACUUACCUGAUUCUUGUAGGACAUAAAAGAGCCCAUACCACUGUUCGAAAAGAGUAGGGGACCCCGGUCGUGUGGCCAACUUUUCCUGGGCGAGGUCAGUGGGCUAUGGGGUAAGGAGAGAUCUUAAUGUAGGGAUAACGUCAUGAUCCUCCUUUAGGUCUCGUAUCAUGGCUACCUGUAAACAGUGUAUGUAUGUAACCGCCUAAAUUUUUGUUUAUGUUUCAUAUUGUAAUCCGCUUAUUCUUGUCAUGAUAGGGCUAAUCAACAUUCCUUUUUGAAUUUUUCUUUUUAGGCUUCCUUGGUUGCAAAUUACAAACUUUAAAGCAUGACUUGGUGGUUACCGACGUUAAGCUUGUCCUUUAUUGCAACAGUCUUUUUCUUACCAGCUUCUACUGCUAAUCAGUGUGAGAUUACAUUGCUUAGACGUUGCAAAGCGGGUUACAAGGAAGCUCUGGGCGCUACGUCCAAUGGUAAAGAAAGUCAUUGCAGUAGACUUCAGGUAUGCAGUAAAGAGAUAAAAACAACGCGUGAAAUAUAUCUGGGGCCAAUCAGAUUACGACCGUAAAAAUGCUGUGUUAGACUCUUUUCACCCUCUCCACGUCAACCGACCAAAAAACAUCACAAAACAACACUGGAAGGGAAGAGAGAGAGUUAAAAAUACCACUUAUCAACCGACAGCGAGGUCGUUACAAGGAUAUCUCAGACCGAGGCCGAGAUUUCCCUGUAAUGACCGAACGGACGAGGUUAAUAAGUUAUUUAUUAUAUGGCCUUUCAGUAUGGGCCUGAGCCUACCAACAACUGGCUAACUUAAAAAAAAUAAAUAAAUAAAUAAAAAAGCACAUCAUCUCAGUGAGUUCUACAAUGUACACUUGAGCCCACGAUACAGUCAGGUGACACUAGUUAGUUGAUACCCUAUUUGACAGCUGUCAAUCGACCAUAACGUGGAUGUUCAUUAAAAACACGAUUGUAUAUGCCCGGUCAUUACAAGAAAACAGCCAAUCAGAGCGCGCGCACUUUUGAGACCAUCUAAUGAUAUAUGUUUAAGUCCGACUCAGGUAGGUGUCCUGAAUGUGGCUAAGGUACUAGCCUUUGUCCCUAUCCAGUACGCUCAGUUCUCUCUGAGACAAGCACUGCUUGGUCUUUGAAAGGCGUCUGCCUGAAUAUAGAGUCACCUACUGUGGAUGAUCCUUUUAGGGAAGAGUCCAUCUAAAGACGUGCGGAGAACGUUGCCUGCUUAGAGAUAGCCGAAGGAGUUAGAAGUUGUCUGGAUAUAUAUUUUUUAUAUAUUUGUGCCUUGCAAAAAAAAAAAAGAAUACUAAGCUAAAACGGCUGUGCAUUGAAAAAUACAUUAUCUGGUGAUAUUGCUUCUGUAAGAAUUGUUAUUCUAGCCAAUCAUCAUUAAUGAUAAAUUAUAUUAAUUACGAAUGAACGACAUUUGAAAAUGAUAGCACAAUAUCGUUCGAUAAAUUAAAUUCAACACAAAAUAGCAAAAUUUAAAAAUUGUAAAUAUGGAGCGUGUUAUGCAGCAGAAGAACAAAUUUGUGAGGGUGGUACAAACUGACAUUUUGCUUUCAAAGUGCCUCAAACUCUCUAGGGAGCAUCAUUCGUUACAGAUAACUGUACUUCGUUCUUGGGUUUCACUUGAAGCUGCGCACUAAAAAGUAAUUUUCACGAUGACGCAAUUUGACGAUAACUACAGAAUUCAUUUUGUUUUUGCUUUCACUCGCUUUGUUAUUUUAUAUAUUUAUUAAUACCACGGAAGUUUAAUCCACAGUUCUUAUUUGCGGAAGAAAACCGAAAUCCUGCAUGCCCGUAGUUGUAGUAAUUUGACAUCAUCGUGCAAUUGUCCUAUUCAAGUCUCCUACGGUGUGGGUCGAAAUUAGGUUAGCUACUGCAUGCAGGGCAAUCCCAUGUGGCGAGUGGGGAAGGCAAGGGUUUUUAAAAUUGAGAAAGUGCGAACAGUGAAAAUGAAACGGGAGGAAACUUUUUCUCGCCCUGCCCCCUAUUCGCGCGCCUUUCACUUUCUCACUAUUUAUGUACCAGCUUCUCUGGACACAGGCCUACCCAGAGGGAAUGUGCACAAACGGGACUCAGGUCCCAUGCGAGGUGCCAUCCCUACCCAAUCCCACAAACCGUAAAGGUUGGCCACACCACCAGGGUGUACGACCCCUACUCUUUUCGAAUAGUGAUGUGGGGUCUUUUACGUCCCACAACAACAAAUCAGUGAAAGUGCUGUGAAACGGGACCUACGGUUUUUCGUCCUUAUGCAAGAAGACUAGAAAGUCUUACCAAUUGCAGAUGUCAUUACGAAGGCUGCACUUUCUUCUCAGUUAUUUAAAGACCUUGAGUGUUGGUCCGGCAGGGGUUUGAAGCCGCGACAUCCCGCUCGGCAGAUCGGCGCUCUCCCAACUGAGCUAUCUGAACUACCUGAGAGCCUGAAACAGGCUAGGGUUUUUUUUGGCAGGCUCACGUUUUUGAAUUUCUGCAUUUGUUAUUUUAUUUAGCAAUUAAUGAUUGAGGCUGAGUAGGAUAUGAAGAAUUAAGCAGAUCGAGGAGGGUGUUAUCCACCGAGGUCAAAGGCCGAGGUGGAUAACACCCUUCGAGAUCUGCUUAAUUCUUCAUAUCCUACGAAAGCCGAAUUCAUUAAUUGCUUUAUUAUUCAUUCAAAAUAAUUCCUAGUUUAAAAAAUGCUUACCUGCAUUGAUGUUCAUCUUCGAUAGUGUACGUUUAGGUGUCUCCAGCUCUGCAAAUAUUUUCCAAAUAACAGAUUUCGCCCUCGGAGUUGUCUUCUUGCUGUUUUUGCCUUGUUUUUAGCUAUUAUUUCGCCUAAGUCCAGCUGUAGUUCGUACUCUUGAAACGAGUGAAAUGUCCGCCAUUUUUUUUUUCACAACCAAAACAACUCAACCUCGUCCCCAGGUCUUCUCGGUAACAGUACCUUAACCUGUGGCGGGCUGCAUUUUUGACGUCAUUCCCUCCGUAAACACAAAAUUCUUCCAAAUUUGGUCUUAAGUAACUGUUUAUGGUGAAUUAUGCGUGUGCUUUUAGCCAAUCAGAAUUGGGGAAAUAUUUUGAAUGACUAAUAAUUUACUUUAAGUCCCCUCUCCCACCUUCCACACCUUUAACUUCACAAUCAAAAUCUGAAUAAACGAGAGACUGUGACUAUGUAACACUUCCGAUACAAAACAGCUAUACUGAACGGUACAAUUUUUAUAAUGCAGUAGAACGUCGAUAUAACGAACCUCUAUAUGACGAAGUCGUCGGUAUAACGAACAAUUUUCUUUACCCCAGUAAUUAUAGGGUAAAUAUAUGAAUAAGAACGUUGAAAUAACGAACAAAUUUUGCCAGCCCCUUGGCCCUUCCUUAUAUCGAGGUUUCACCGUGUCACAAGCUUUUGUAUUAUUUUAUACCCUUUCCUACGUACCUGAAAAAGAUUAGUUCCCUCAGGCCAUCCCAAUAAAAUGUUUGGUUUCCCAUCCCCCGACCGACCCAUUUUUUUCGACCAGUAAAAAAAAAAAAAAUAAUUCCAGAUUCCUCAAGUCUUAAUUCAGUUCUUAAUUUACAAGCACAUGAUCUUGUUUUAUUAACAACAUAUUGGUAUGAUGUGAUGUCCUUGUCUUUUAUUAACAUCGAUACUACGUUUUUUAAAGGCUGUUUAGACAUUUUCAUAGUCGAAAAGACCACGUUUUUGAGUUGAUUUCUUACAUACCAGCCCGGCCUUCUCUGGGACCCAGACCCCUUCAAGUGUUCAUUCUAUUUUUUUUCUUGCCCGACCGACCGACCGACCCACCAUCACAAGAGACGGGGCGAUGGGAAAAGAAACAUUUUAUUGGGGUAGCCUCAUUAAAAGAAAAAAAAAGCGCUAAUAAUCUUCGUGUCUAUUUCAGGGGAUGGUCACGUGUCUGUCAGGUGUUACUGACUGUCAUGGACAACUGAUUGAUAACUUUCGCUAUUGGAUGUUACAAAUGGCUAUGAUGGAUAAGAUAUUGGAAGUCUGUCCGAACAUGCAAUAUGGUGGUCUAAAGAACAUUGUACGAAAUACAAGUAUGUUUCAGUAUAGUAUCUGGGCCGGAAUAAAGACGUUACACUGAUCCAGAGAUGGAUACGGAAAUAAAAGAGAAAACAUUUUAGUUAUCUUUCUAAGACUUAAAUUUUAAGAUUAGAUAAAUAAUAUCUUAUCUCUCAGUUCUUCACAGUGAGGAUCAGUUUGUGGUUUUUACUUAGGGACGGACCAUUAGAAAACUUAUGGGGUGGGUGGGGGGUGGGGAUGCGGGCGAAGUACAAAAAAAAAAUUCGCGCAAGGGAAAAUUAAAUGAAAAAAAAAUUCUUCCACGCCAAUUAAUCCUAAAAAAUAUUCAUGCUAUAACUAAUGGUCCGUCCCUUAGAGUAAUCCAGGUUUAUUAACUAUCCGUCACUAUACCCACUUAUUUUUUGGUGUGGUUUUCCUUUAUCAGACUUUUUAUGUCUUACAGUAGGGGCUUCUGUUUACAGCUUCAUAAUGCCUCAUAAAUAUUUGCUUAUUUCCAUAGUUUGAACUAGUUACAACUAAAACUAGAUUAUAUCUUUGUCCUGAUUAGUUGAGAUUUCCUGACAAGAAUUUGACUAAAGGACCCAAACCAUUCUCGACAAAUCACAUUUAUGGGGUUUUUACUGUUAAUGUCUAUCAAGUUUCAUCCACUCAAACGACACCCUUGUUGCCAAAGUAGAUUAUGUGAAAAUCGAGCUGCGAACUAGCAAUAAAAGUGCAUUAUUUUAGAUAUCUUGAGGAGAACCUGUCCAGCAUGAUAUCAAACGUAUAAUUGUAAAUUCUAUUUUUGGUAUCUCUUUCAUCAAUUGAUUUAUUUCCUUUCAUAUUUUUCUACAGAGGUAGCUGAAGCUCAUCGCUACAUAGAUGACGUCGGUAAGAGAAUGUUCUAGCUUUCAGUAUUCGUUAAUCGAAGAUAUAAUUAUACACAUAUUUAUCAGAGACCUUUAACUUAAAACUUUUCAUGCGAAGCCUCGGGAAGCCGCAAAUUUAAAACUGCAGUUUGCGUUUGCAGAUUCAGGUUAUGGCCUAAAAAUACGUGAAGAAUGGGAGUUUGAGUUUGGUUCGAGUUAAAAAACCUAGUAACUAGUCAUAACAAGCUUGUAGAAGAUUAUAUUUUUUGCCUUGUCGCAGUUCAAUUUUAGGUACAAUUUAUUAACAGCAACGCAAUUAAAACAAGGUGAAAAGUUUCGCCAGUAUUUAAUUUCUAUUUUAAUGUAAGGUUUUCAACCUUAGUUUUCUAUUUUAAAUAAUGUCUAUUAAAAUAGUCUUUGUUCAUUUGCAUUUUGAUAAUGGUGACAUGUCGUCUCCGAAAACUCAUGUUUUAGAAGCUUGCCCUUUAUCCUUAAAUGUUUUACAUUUUUUCGUUAUUAUUAUCACAAUCAUAUUAUUAUUAUUAUUAUUAUUAUUAUUUUAUUAUUUUUUUUAAAAGAAAUAAUAUAAUAAUAAGAAGAAAUUUUAUUAACAACAAUGCUAACUAUUAAAAUCCUAUUUACAAUUAAUUCGCUUAAAAAAAAAAAAAAAAAAAAUACAUACAAAAAAACAAUAUAAAAAACAUAUCAAAAAAAAAAACACAUAAAAUAACUUAAAAAAAAAUAAUGAAAAAAAAAAAAAUAUUUUAAAAAAAAAAACAAUUCAUAUCAAAAAAAAAAAAAAAAAAUCAAAACAUAAAAAAUAAAAAUUUUUUGUUAUUAUUAUCACAAUUAUAUUAUUAUUAUUAUUAUUAUUAUUAUUUUAUUAUUUUUUUUAAAAAAAAUAAUAUAAUAAUAAAAAGAAAUUUUAUUAAAAAAAAUGCUAACUAUUAAAAUCCUAUUUACAAUUAAUUCGCUUAAAAAAAAAAAAAGAAAAAACUAUUCAUUCAAAAACACUAUAUACAAUUCCCGUCGAAUUAAAAAGCACUUAAUUUAGCUUAAAAAAAGUUAAUGUAACUAAGAAAAAUUAUUAUUAUUAUUAUUAUUACAUUAUGGAAUCUCAGGUUUAAAAGGUUUACAUUGCCUGGUAAAUAACCCUUGGAAGCAACCAACAACAAGUUCCUAAACGUCCCAAAGGAGUCGUUACAUUUGAGUCCCUAAAUAUCCAAAACGUUCCGUAAUAGUCCAGCUGUUCUCAACAGAGCAGCUUUCUGGAUCACUGCAAGUCUGAUGGUAACGUUAAGCUUCCCCGCGUAUUUGUCAAACAAAUCGGAUAUAGCUAUUAAUGCCCCAAUCACAAUUGGCACAUUACCGUCUCUUUCUAGAGCUUCCACAACUUUCUUAUUUCUUCUCGAAGAAAUUGGUACUUCUCUAUUUUCUCCAGUUCAUUGUCUUUUACUCGUGCAUCUCAAGGGAAAGCGAUGUCUAGGAUCUCAGCCUCCUUUAUUAUUAUUAUUGUUAUUAUUAUUACUAUUAUUUAAAACUCUGGGCUUCCAGCAAGAGGUAUUGACCGCAUCUGAGCCGCAGGGAAUGUAUUUGGGAAAUCGUUAUUGACACAGUGAUUGCAUUUUUAUGAUUUACGUAAUUCUUAAUGUUAUAUAGUGCUUAAUUCUUACUUCAGAUAUUUCUGUAUAUUAUGUACAUAUUUUUGAAGUUGAAUAAAAUUAUUAUUAAUUAUGAUGUUUUAUUAUUAUUAUUAUAUUAUUAUUAUUAUCAUUAUUAUUAUUAUUAAUUGAUGUUAACUCUCCAGUUCAUGAGGCCUACACAUAAUUCAAAAACUCAUUAAUUAAAUAACUCUUAAAGACAAAAAAAGAAAUUAAUGUUUAAUGAGUAUCUUUAUAUCUGAUAAAGACACUGCUAAACUUAGCGUCCAAUUUUUUAGACCAAAAUAACCCCAAAUCAAAAUAUUGGUGCAAGAAUGAGUUGAUCUGUAUCAGAGAUUUUGAAGCCGUUCAAAAAACUCGAGGUCGUGUAUUAUAAGCUUUAAAAACUCGAGGCACAUUCUGUUCGUUUUUUUAAACAGUACAUUAAACCCACCUCCAAAGUAUUUUACUAAAACCUGGUAUGCUCUCUUUGACAGAGAAAGAUCUUUUUGAAGAGUGCGCCGUGACAGUUCAUCGACAGUGCGUCCGAUACUACGUCACCGUAAUAAUGAAGGAUCACCAGAUCUGCCAAGACGCUGAAAAACUCAACAAAUGUUAUGAUUUAACCAGCAAGAAGAUAAAUUGUGAAGCAAAGAUAAUCAAGCAUUAUUCCCGAAUGGUGGAAGAUGUAGCUCAUAAAGUGAUCAGUUUAUUAAGUAGUCAUAUGAAAUACCUGUGUAGUUAA
This is a messenger RNA of Porites evermanni, 11130 nucleotides long. NCBI's taxonomy places the organism in Eukaryota, Metazoa, Cnidaria, Anthozoa, Scleractinia, Poritidae. The record is from the annotation of a GenBank genome assembly.